Molecule: messenger RNA, 435 nt
Organism: Rotaria sp. Silwood1
Lineage: Eukaryota; Metazoa; Rotifera; Eurotatoria; Philodinida; Philodinidae
Source: the annotation of a GenBank genome assembly
AUGCGACAAAUCAGUGCAACCAAACCGAAUAUGUCACUUUUACCAAAGCGCACACCUGUUGAUCGUUGUCCUACACCAUUUCAACCGCUCUUACUCAGUUAUUCUCAAUUGCAUCGACCAGCACUACAACGAGAUAAAUAUCGACUUUCUCAACCUCCUAUGCCUGUUGAUAAAUUAAAUGGUAUCUCAGUUGCUUCAAGCAAACUUUCAUUAUCGUCCAGUCCCUCAUUGACAUCGACGGUAUUGCCAUCACUGAUCGAAGAACUUCACUUACCAACCAAUCAUCUUGUACGUUUACAUACACCUCAACUACGCUGUUUAAAUAUUUCCGACAAAUAUAUCAAUGAAGCAAAAGAACUUUAUUUUGAUGCUACAUCAAAAAUUCUUAAUGAUGAUGAUGAUAUGAAAAUUGAAUUAACUUGUUACGAUGAAUGA